This is a messenger RNA of Cavia porcellus (domestic guinea pig), 2802 nucleotides long. RefSeq names its product transmembrane protein 233 (gene Tmem233). Lineage: Eukaryota; Metazoa; Chordata; Mammalia; Rodentia; Caviidae. The coding region runs from base 75 to 581 and encodes 168 amino acids. The record is from RefSeq and is a predicted model, not a curated record. Gene Ontology annotation, cellular component: membrane. The transcript is spliced from 4 exons.
UGCUGGCAGAGGAGGUAACAGGGGUGAGGUCACAUCUCCCUGGAGCCGGUGCCGCCGGCUUUUCAGAGCUCGCCAUGAGCGCGCAGCCCCGGCCGCAGACCGCGCGGACCGUGCACUCCUCCGCCCUCUCUGCGCCCACGCUUCCGCCCAUGUCUCAGUACGCCCCCGGCUCGGACCUCAAGGGGGCUUUGGACAGCAGCAGUCCGGAGGCCAACACUGAAGAUGACAAGACAGAGGAGGACAUACCCAUGCCGAAGAACUACCUGUGGCUCAGCAUCUUCUCCUGUUUUUGCCCCGCAUACCCCAUCAACAUCGUGGCUUUGGUCUUCUCCAUCAUGUCUCAGAACAGCUACAACGAGGGAGACUACGAGGGAGCCAGGCGGCUGGGGCGGAAUGCCAAGUGGGUGGGCAUCGCCUCCAUCAUCAUUGGCCUCAUCAUCAUCGUCAUCUCCUUUGUGGUGCACUUCACCAGGAAGUCUCUGGCAGUGCCAAGGAGGGGCAUAAGGUUACCACCUAGCAGAUGUACGGAAAGAGCCCCGCUAACGAUUAGAAGACACCAAGAAGGACCUGGGAAAAUCUGACCACAGAGGAUGCCAAGCCAGGAUCCCUGAGGAGGCCAUGGUUGGCUGCAAGCUUGGAGGAUGACGCUCAUCCGCACACCCCGAAGAAGUUUGUGAGGAACGGAUCCUUGACUUUAGACUGUGAGAUCUUUUCCUCAGGACUCUCCAGAGGCAGGUCCCUGGCAAAUGAACAGCAACAACAAAAAGUCCCCCGUGUAGGAAAUGCAAGCCACAUAGCCACAUCAACCAAUGUCACUGAAGUACAAAAAGGAAGAAAAUGAAAUCUCACUGUGUCCAUUGAGCGAAUGUCUUGUAUACAUUCUUCUUCUCCAGAGAUGACCUCCAGGAGUCUUGUGACUCUCCAUUGGGUAGGGGUCUGGAUCUGGGGAGAACAGGAGGCUCCAGGAAGAUCCUAGUGUUUAUAGCAUCAAGUACAAACAUUUGCCACAUGUUUAAAGUUGUCUAAUACAGUUGAAUUCAUGGAUUAUUUUUUCCUUUCAUUUUUUAUGUUAUAGAGUCGCUUCAGUCUUUAGUAACUGCUUCCCCAUCAGCACUCCAGAACUCCCUAACCAGGUCAUCAGAGACCUGGAGACUCUCUGACCUUUUCUGUCUUGAUCCUUAUUUUUCCUAAUAGCAUCCCACCCCCAACUUUCCUGAUUGCACCCAAGUUGGUCAGUUUGAUCAUGACGUCAGUCUUCUUCAGGCCAGCAGACUCUGAGAAUGUACUUAGUGGUCAAUCCUAGGCUAAUGGGCAUCUUUUUAAUGCCAAGUUUGGGCAUAAACUGGGUGUGUUGCAGAAUAUACUCUCCUCAACCCACACUAAUCACCUAAGCAGCCUCUCCUCUCUCUCUCUCUCUCUCUCUCUCUCUCUCUCUCUCUCUCUCUCUCUCUCUCUCACACACACACACACACACACACACACACACAUUUCAAGUAAGAGCUUUGAUUUUCUUUGAUGCCACUUGGAAAUGCCACCACCACUCCCCGCUAUAUUUCUUUUCUGUCAAAGGCAAAUCCUUUAGGUCUGAAUGAACUGGUUUGAUGAUACCAUUAUUCUGCCUGCCAGAAUGUUCUGUACCAUGUUUUGCAGACUGUGUGCCACUGGUGAUACGCAGAUAAUUUCUAAUUAGUUCAUAGACCAACAUUAAUUAACACUGAAUCCCGCAGAAAUCCUUUCUAUUCUUUUUCAAUCCUGAUAACAGCCAGGAGAAAGUUUGUAUUGGGCUAAUGGGUCCUUAACACCUUUUUGACACUGUGGCCUUUUAAAGAAAAAGCAGCCCUCAGGUUCCAUUUUGUGUCUACAGAGAAUUCAGUGAUACUACUUUGUUUUCUUGGUAUUUAUUUUAUUUGCUACCUUCCAUUUGUGGUUUUGCCAAGAUGUGUGUGCUAUAUUGUUUCUGUUCAAAUAAACUUACGUAAAAAUAAAUGGACUCAGACUGGGGAUGCAGCUCAGUGGUACAGCACCUGCCUGGCAAGCACAAAGCACUGAGUUCAAUUCUCAAUGCCAGAAAAAUAAAAUACUAAUCAGACCUUUAUAAAAAUGAAGUAAAUGGACUCAAAGACAAAUACCAGGUAAUUAACAUAACAGGUGAUAUAUGUGCAUAUAAAUGGCAAAAGUCACAUCAAGAAGUAGGAUUAGAACACCGUUGUGAUAAACAUUUAGAUUCAACAGAAAAGGCAGCUUAUUCUAAUUGAAUGAACAAGAGGCUGAGAGUCAAAAUACCUUUUUUUUUUUCAUUAACUAACUGUGCAAGCUGAUUUUAGGCAAAUUUUCUUAGCCGCUCUGUGCUCAAAUUCCUUCAUCUGGAAAAUGGGGAUAAAAACGCUAGUCUGUUUACCUCACAGUGUGAUGAAAAUUGUCCUAAAAGAUGCACCCUGGGGGGAAAUUCUAAGUGGUGCACCAAUACAAAACAUGGUUCUUAGAAUGUUUUAAAUCUCAGGCAUUUGUUAAAAUACUGGACCCUAGCCAAAAAAAAUGAAAGCUGAUGGACACCAGAUCCCACCUGUCCAUUUUGUCCCUCGUGAGCCAGCACUUGUCCCAGGAGGACGCUGCGUCAGGGACAUGAAUUCUCUGCAUACAGGGAUGCUAGCGCCAUUCCAAUACACUGGAUCUUGAUUUUGUUUCCGACAUUUUGUUUUUUGUUUACACGUGUUUGGGUCCCUUCCUAGGCUUCUACCCAAAUCCAGAAGUGCAAAGUGUUGCUGAGAGCCUGAAUAAAAAUGGUUUUAAGUAAGACUGUUA